AUGCGCGGCGCCUCUCCUUCAUCGCCGUCGCAUCUUUUCCUCGUCGUCGCCGCCGUAGCGUCCCUCUCCUCCCUCGUCCUCGCCGACGGCACCGUCUGGGCCACGCCCCACGACAGCUACUCCUCCUCCGUCGGCGUCCUCGGCUGCAAGAUCAACACCGACCGCGUCGCCUACUGGCCCGGCUCCGUCGACUGCAACAACAUCUGCAUCUCCCUCAGCUACGCCGACCGCAACCUCAAGCUGCUGCGCAUCGACCAGUCCCAGGGCGCCUACGACAUCUCCUACGAUGCCUGGAACUACCUCUACACCGGCAACUCCGCCAAGAAGCUGCCCGUCUCGGGCGGCCCGCUCGCCAUGGAGUACGAGGAGCUGCCCGCCGACGACUGCAAGGACCUCAUCAAGACCAAGAGCAAGAAGCUGCCCCUCAGCGCGUCCAACAGCAUGAACUUCCUCGCGAGCUGCCUCGGCCAGGCCGACAGCUGGGUCGGCAGCAACUACGCGCUGUAUAACAUGCUCGACUCCGUGUGCUCGUGGGGCUACGACGAAAGCUGCGAGCUCGAGGACUGGCCGAACGCGAACCAGCCGACGUGCAAGCACUCGCUCGGCAUGCCCGUGGAGCUGAAGGACGCGCCCGUGUACAAUGUGCAGUACCCCUCCGGCGACGUCGUCGAGGCCUCGACGGGCGAGGUCGUGUCCACGCCUGGGGACAGCACGAGCGCGGCGGUGCCGUCGCCGACCACGUACAACAGCAUGCAGAACGGCGCCUCGACGCUGGGGAUGUUGACCAUGUUGGCGUUUAGUUCCUUCUUCUGGACGUGUUUCGUGCUGGGGUCAUGUUGA
Molecule: messenger RNA, 840 nt
Organism: Colletotrichum chrysophilum
Lineage: Eukaryota; Fungi; Ascomycota; Sordariomycetes; Glomerellales; Glomerellaceae
Exons: 1
Coding region: 1-840 (279 amino acids)
Source: RefSeq, a predicted model, not a curated record